Messenger RNA from Mercenaria mercenaria, 3030 nucleotides. Its product is annotated as sulfotransferase 1C2-like. The record is from RefSeq and is a predicted model, not a curated record. Gene Ontology annotation, molecular function: sulfotransferase activity. The transcript is spliced from 6 exons. Bases 148 to 1050 code for a protein of 300 amino acids. Lineage: Eukaryota; Metazoa; Mollusca; Bivalvia; Venerida; Veneridae. Gene Ontology annotation, biological process: sulfation. Gene Ontology annotation, cellular component: cytoplasm.
AUCGGUACAAAAACGAGGAUAAAUGUCUAACUGGUAACCCUACCCUUGUAUCUAUUUAAAGCGUCGUGUUGACUUUCGGUUGAUACUAGAACAGUGAUAACAUAUUUUUGGAUUUAUUUUUGUUUAUUCUACUGUUAAUGAUAAAACAUGGAAUGGGAAAGGAUAGAGGUUCGAGAUGAGAAUGGGGUUGGAUUUGACUUAAUACAACACGAAGAGCUGAUAUUGCCAGCCACACUUCAACAUAUGGAACACGAGAAACAACUCAAAAUGAUUCGCGAGUUUAAAUACAAGAAAGGUGAUAUUCUCUUAUGCAGUUAUCCAAAAACAGGUACACACUGGUUGUCGAAUUUGGUAUAUUUUCUGGUUACACCCGGAUCUGUAGAGUCCAUGAAGACUGUACAACCAACGCUGAUGGAUCUUGUUCCACUUGAGCCAUUAGAAAAAGUAGAACACAGUCGAGUCCUAAAUUCACAUCACAGAAUUAACCGACUACCCUUCGAUCAUUUAGAACAAGGAGGAAAAAUUAUCGUCUUAACCCGUGAUCCUAAGGACGCAAUGGUUUCAUAUAAGUAUCAUGUACAAAAUUUCGAGAUGCUGAACCGGUCAAACUUAUCAUGGAACAAUUUCUUUGAUAUCUGGGUCAAUGGAAAAUUGCCCUGUGGAUCUUUUUUCGAUUAUUACAACUCCUGGGAGAAGGCUUUGAAAGAAAACAAGGAACUGAACGUGCUCAUCGUUCACUUUGAGCAUUUAAAGACUAACGGAUUGAAAGAACUACGAAGAAUUCAAGACUUUCUUGAAGUAAACAACACAGAAGAGCGUCUAAAGGAAAUUUUGGACAAAUGCAAUGUGACGAAAAUGAAAGCAGACAUAGAUACAGGAGAAGUCGAGUCAUUAUUAAAAGACAGUGAUGGAAAAUCUUUCUUAUACAGAAAAGGUGAAUCUGGUGACUGGAAGAACCAUUUUACAGUUGCCCUAAAUGAACACUUCGAUAAUGUUUUAGAGGAACGGUUUAAAGACAGUAUCUUCAACGCUGAAUUUCUUGCAGGCUGAAAAUUGCGAUCUUUUGAAAAUUGAGAAUACACAUUUACUAUGACAGCAGUACAGAAAAAAAUGUUUUGUGCUGUAGCUCCGAUCUAUCGCAUUAUAUGUCCAGAUGAAAUGUGUAGUGAUGUUUAUCAGAUAAGUAUAUGAAGCCACAAGCUAUGUUUAUUGUUUGCAAUUUCUUUUGUCUAUAUCCGAAAUAAUGCAGUGUAUAAAGACAUGGCACCUCCGUCAGCUUUAUCAAUUAUGUGUUGUAUAUUGAUAUGAAUUCCGUUUGAAAACAGUAGAAAAGACAUAAAGUUUAAAAUGUAACGCAAAAAUUUAAAUACAAAUGUACAAUGCUUUCUGUGCCAGUCACUGGUAAGCCUAAGAACCAGCUCACUUAUCUCAGUUAACCAAAACAGACUUUUUCAAAUGAGAGGUUUUUAUUUGCGGAAGGGUUGAUGGUUUACCACUAUAUGAACAAUAUGUGUUCCGGUAAGAAUCACUGGAAGUUAAACAAACUCAAUAUCUUGCUAGACCUUCUCAAAAGUACUUUUCUUCUUUGACGUUAUACAGGAAGAGUAACUAUUGACCUUCGAAUAUUGCUUAUUCAGCGCAGCAUGUACAGAAUUAAAAGACAGUUUGGGAAAACCGGGUAGACGGAAGGUAAAAGGAUAGCGAAUAUUCAUUUAACAAAUUUAUAUGGUUGUUUGUAAUAUGAAUAUGGCUGAACUAUUUCAAAGACUUUAUUAUGUACCAUUAUGUUUGUUGUUGUAGUGAAUGUUUAUAAAUAUUGUUCAAAAGUUAAAGCCAUCGCAAUUAUAUAGCCAUUUAUAUAUCUCUCAUAAUCAAAAGUGAUGAGAAGUAACAUCAGAAACAAUGUUCUUUAAUCUGUCAUUUACAUUAUUAACAUUUUUUUCGUGUAAUGUUGUUUAGUUACGUAUGCUCUGGGUAUUUUUUCUAUUUAUUCAUUUCUUUUAAAGCUAAUAACAUUUCGUGUUGACAUUUUGGUUAAGGACUUGGUUUACAGUUGAAAAUAGAUUAAAAUAAUUUACGGUUGUAUGUUUUGGGUGAUUGUGACUAUGCUAACUAACAUUUUGCAGAAAAGAAUUAGUUACACACAGAAUUGUUAACAUUUUUAAAUCAAGUCCAGAUGAACUUGCCAUUUUUGUUGGUGUCUGUUGUCAUAAUUUCACCAAAACAGAAAACGCUGGAUUAAUAUCGAGUGUAAUUAUGCAAACUGACGAUACAUACACAGAAACAUUAUUAGUUACACUGCUUGUUGAUGACAGGAUACGGGAUAUACGCUGUCGAGGAAAUCCAUAUCUAUAGCUUAAAAUCUGACUUAAUUCAAUUACGCUAGCGAUGCGGCAGCCAUUUUGUUUUUAUCAAAAUUCAUAUCUGAAAUGUACUUGCAGGAUAAUGAAUAUAUCCUGUCUCCACGUGACGUCUACUGACCAAUCUUGUAGGAGGCAAGAUAAAAUAAUAUGCACAGCAGUUAUCUUAGAAUCUGGAAUUCUGACAAACGUCUAACACGUAUAUUGUAUUCUUAUACUGCUGGUAUACUAUAGCGUAUAGCAUAUGUUUGCUUUGAAUAUCAGAAAAAAAAGAUAUUUUAAGAUUUCCAGCAAAUACUGGUAGGUUAUGUUUAGUAUUUUACCAUACUUGUCAAAUAGCAUCAGGAUCAAGUCAAAAGUCAAAACAGGUGUAAAUCAUAGAAUAUCUAACCAGAUUCAUAUAUUCAUAUUUCUUAAACAAACUCAUUGGCAUUAGAGAUAAAAGGGACUGAACACCAAACAUGUGUAUCUAAAAGUCAGAAACAAGAAAAAACAUUCAUAGGGGAUUCAUAAAACAAAAAUGCAGAUGCAGAUACUGCGGGAUACUGUCAAUAUUUUCUGAGUAUUUACUCGAAAUUCGUAGACAGUUGUAGCCAUUACAUGUAUUUAUAAAUCUUUAUUUAACUGCUUUAUCAUUAAUUCAUGCAUGUGAAUAAAGAAAUGAAACUAA